Marchantia polymorpha subsp. ruderalis is the source of this 2080-nucleotide messenger RNA. The record is from the annotation of a GenBank genome assembly. Lineage: Eukaryota; Viridiplantae; Streptophyta; Marchantiopsida; Marchantiales; Marchantiaceae.
GACAAGCCCGUGUCCCACCAGCCUCCCGGUGUCCGUGCCCUUCACCUAUGACUCAACCCCCCGCGAGGCGAAAGGUGCUUCUUCCCUUUUCUUCCCCUCGGAAAGGAAAACCGUAUGCUGUGUCGUCGUGCUGGCGACGAGUCGACGACGCCACAGAGCAAGAGGAGGGGAAUUUCGGGCUCCGCAUUAACGUCCUCCGGCGGAGGUGGGAUCUAGCUGGCACUCAUCUCCACGAUUAUCACCACCGGCAUUCCGCCCCUCCCUUCCGGUCGCAGCAGGUAUUCCUGCCCACCUCCUCUCGCUGAACGGACGGAGAUACGGUUCGGUCUCGUCCCGCCGUGGCAGGAUCACAGCCAGCGAGGGAAGACGGACGGCCGCCGAAUGGGCCCAACCGGGAUAAUUCGGCAGGGGGCCGCACCUCACUCGUUAAUCGUUACUCCGUCCGCCUCAGUCGGAAUCUCCCCCACAUGGACCACCGAGGGCGCCACCACUUCUCGCUCCUGUCUUGGAGUUUUGUUAAACGAACUGUUCGUUGGCCCUGCUUUCCCUCUUACCGAUUCUUUCAUCUUUCAGGUCUGCUGCAACCAACAGAGACUGACCGACUCGGGCAGACUCAGGCCACGCCGGGCCACGACAACGACGAGACGAAUCGAGCCACAACAAACCCGAGCCUUCGUCACGCCCUCGACAGGUCUGGCGACUCUGGUCACUGGUCACUAAGGUCAGCACAUGCGACGGCGCGGAAGAUUACAAAGUCUUCCGUCACGCUCGGUCACUCUCGCAGUCACUGGCUUGCCCUUCCAUGGUCGGCAGUCCAGGGCAGGCGAGUGCGAUUGCAGGGCCGGGCGGGGGGAGCGUGUUGCACGAAAUCCGAAGAGUGCGAUGGUGUACACAUUAACUCAUUCCUCCCCCAGCCUCUUGACGUCGGUAGGCCUCGCGCCUGCCGAUACACUGCUGCAGCUGAAGGACUACCAAGUCAGUGUACUGGUGAAAAACGUAUCACGUAAGGAAAUACUGUUAUCAUCGUCGAGAACAAUCACGAAAGUUCACGCGAGGGAAAAAAAUUGCACAUUGUCGUAUGCACUGAAGAGAAAGAUAAUAUUAUGCUGGCCAUUGAGUAUUUUUCUGAGUCUCCGAUACGCAGUGCGCACCGCAAUGUUCUAUACCAAUAGAGAUACUUCGGUAGUUCCCUGGUAAGGUUCGUGUACCGCCGUGGUAGCACGACAAGGCGAAAUGUACUAUGAAACCAACUCGCUCCCUCACUCAUUCAUCGGAACCUAGAAAUACUUUACGCUACAGUAGUGGUACCCAGAACGGACCGCACGCUCGAUGUACCCUAUCGACGAUCUACAGCUGUUCUUACACGUAUGAUCUCUAUCGAAAGGCCGACCUAGAACCACCUGUGUAACUAACUCGACUCCAGCCCCGGUUCCACUACUUCGAGUUAACCAACACCGAUCGACGGAUCGAGAGGAGUUUUGAGGCAUCCGACCUUUCGAUGGACGUUGCACGUGUGGUGAACCACUCCGAGUCGUCGAUUCUGUAUAUUAUCGACCCUUUCGAUGCCGAUGUAGCGCAGAGUGUACCAUGUGUGAAACAGGCACGAGCAAGCGGGAGGACGGAGCGAGUGAGGCAGGGAAAAUCCCAACGAGAAGAAGGACAAAACCUUAACCUAACUGUACCUAAACGUACACCUACCUCGACUAGAGUAGAGUUCAGUACUGUAGUGCAGAGUAGGCUCUGGAACUGUAACGUAGUAGCUGGGAGCAGAGGAGGGAGAUGUGAGAGGACAGGACGGGAGUCGGGACGGGAUGGGCCGACGGUGGCGACCGGUAAGCAGCAGUAGAACAGGUUGUAGUGGUUUCGACCCUUGACUCUAGUCCAGCGUGUAUGCUUGCCUUGCCGUCCAAGGUACCCUACCGUAGGUCGCGCGCCUGGAUAAGGCAAGAGCUGGCCGGCAGCGAGGGAGACGAAGGAGGAGGAUGAGGCAGUCAGGCAGGCAGGGAAUCAUGGGUACACACAUAUGCUGUACCCUACAGGCCUUUAAUUUCGCUCUUAGAUUACAUUACAUUAUUACUUG